Penicillium taxi is the source of this 2064-nucleotide messenger RNA. Its product is annotated as J domain-containing protein. The record is from RefSeq and is a predicted model, not a curated record. Gene Ontology annotation, cellular component: Sec62/Sec63 complex. The transcript has 5 exons. NCBI's taxonomy places the organism in Eukaryota, Fungi, Ascomycota, Eurotiomycetes, Eurotiales, Aspergillaceae. Gene Ontology annotation, molecular function: RNA binding; transmembrane protein transporter activity. Gene Ontology annotation, biological process: SRP-dependent cotranslational protein targeting to membrane; post-translational protein targeting to endoplasmic reticulum membrane. Bases 1 to 2064 code for a protein of 687 amino acids.
AUGUCGUCAGACUACACAUAUGAUGAGCAGGGUCAAUUCUUCCCCUUCUUCAUCUUGACUUUGAGCGGUCUAGUCACUCUCCCUCUUACCUACAAUCUCCUCCGACCAAGCAAAGAGCUUGAAACAACUGCUCCUCGCAUCAAAACAGAUUUUAAGCCUCAACAUGCCGACAUCGUCGAGGCGCAGAAGCGCAAACGCCUGCGCAAGGAGCGCCGCAUAAAGCGCAUUGUGACCGUGAUUAUUGGAUAUGCUGUCAUGGCAUGGAUGGUUUAUUUGAUCAUCAUCACGGCUAGAACCACCCCCAAGCUCUAUGAUCCAUAUAAUAUCUUAGGUGUCUCGCGGAGCGCCGAUGAAAAAGCCAUUUCACGUCACUACAAGCGUCUCUCCCUUAUCUACCACCCCGACAAAAUUCGCCCGGAUCCCUCCAAGAAUGAAACCAUGGAGAUUCUGAAUGACCGCUUUGUGGAGCUCACGAAGGCAUACAAAGCCUUGACUGACGAGGAAAUUCGCAACAACUACCUCCAAUUUGGUCACCCGGACGGCAAGCAGAGCUACAGCAUUGGUAUCGCGCUUCCCAAACUCAUCAUCAUGGAAGGUAACGGCAAAUUUGUGCUGUUAGUUUACGGAGCUUUGCUGGGUGUUCUUCUACCCUACAUCGUCGGCAAGUGGUGGUAUGGUUCGCAGCGAUACACGAAGGAGCGUGUUCUUGUGGCUAGCGCAGGGAAUAUCUUCCGCGAGUACAAGGACGACAUCACGGACAAUGGCAUUAUCGCCGCUCUGUCAUCGGGAGAGGAGUUCAAUGAUAUGCUCAAGGGUGCUCGGGCCGACGCUGGACUUGCGAAGCUGGAGACCAAGGUAUUGGCGGCAGAAAACUCAUUUUUAACCGCAAAGGAUCGCGACACACUGAAGCAGAUUGACAAUUCGGCUCGCCGAAAGGCUCUGGCCUUACUGUGGGCUUACUUGGGCCGAAUUGAAUUGAAUGAUGCUUCUCUUGAGGCUGAAAAAUACGAGUCAUCUACCGUCGCUCUGUCUCUGACGGAGGCAUUUACCGCCAUUUCUCUGGCAUUUGGUAACUUGCGACCGAUUCUUGGUGCCUUCAUGGCUUCGCAGAACCUUAUUCAGGCUGUUCCUCCAAACUCUUCGCCACUCUUGCAACUUCCCAACUUCACCGAGAAAAUCGCGAAGUCUGUGGAAGGGGAACAUGCCAAGGACCACCUCACAGUUCAAAAGUUCAUGAAGCUCCCCGAAGCUGAACGACGAAAGCGCACCGUAGGACCCGGUCUUCUAUCUGAGAAGCAACUGGCUGAAGCCGUCAAUGUUGCACAACAACUUCCUGCCUUGGAGGUCUCCAAGGCCUUCUUCAAAGUGAUGGGUGAGAAGGUUAUUACGCCAAGCAGUCUGGUACAGCUGGUUGUUAAGGCCCGCUUUAUCCCUCCCGGAACUACCAACAUCCCCGCUGUGAACGAGGCCGACCUGGCAGAUAUCGAUCCCGAUGAGGAUGACCUGGACGCCCUGAUGGGCCGCAAGCCAGCCAAGAACGGCACUGCAAAGGGUGAACAAAUCCAACCACCCCUCGCCCACGCACCGUACCUCGCCCGCGACCACUCCCCCCGCUGGCACAUAUUCCUGGCCGAUGGCAAACAGGGAAAGAUGGCUGUACCCCCAUUCACCUUCACGACAUUUGACAAGCCGAUUCUCGACGAGGCCGGCAAGCCCACCUUCAACAUGUUGACCCUCAAAAUGCAGUUCCAGGCUCCUCCGCAAGCAGGUGACUUUGCUUUCGUCAUGAAUAUGAUAUGCGACAGCUACCUGGGUCUUGACACCCAGCUGCCAAUUAUUCUACACAUCGACGAUCCCGCACAGGCAGCAGCCUUGGAAGAGGAGGACGACAUCAGUGAACCAGACGAGGACUCUAUUGCAGGCCAGAUGCAAGCUCUCAAGACUGGUCAAGCCCCGAAGAAGAAGAACAGGAAGACUUCCGAUUCCUCAGAAGAAGAGAGUGACACCGAUGGCGACGCAGGCGAUACCAGCGACACCAACACGGAAACGGAUGUUGAGGAUUGA